This is a messenger RNA of Talaromyces proteolyticus, 2840 nucleotides long. RefSeq names its product putative vesicular fusion ATPase. Lineage: Eukaryota; Fungi; Ascomycota; Eurotiomycetes; Eurotiales; Trichocomaceae. Gene Ontology annotation, cellular component: Golgi stack. The transcript is spliced from 3 exons. Bases 265 to 2664 code for a protein of 799 amino acids. The record is from RefSeq and is a predicted model, not a curated record. Gene Ontology annotation, molecular function: ATP hydrolysis activity; ATP binding. Gene Ontology annotation, biological process: SNARE complex disassembly; Golgi to plasma membrane protein transport; intra-Golgi vesicle-mediated transport.
GCCACCUCCGCAGGCAGAUAUCUAAUGAUUACACUGACCUUGAGAUUCCUUUCUAUGUGCUCUCUCGGCUGUUACUACCACGAGCACUACUCGUUAUAUACCUAAGACCGUUUCCACUGUGGCAUCGAAAAAAUAAAAAGGGUUUAUUCUCGACUCCUUCCUCGGGCUUCCUGGUUUGUAAGAGUGUCGUCCUGGUGCCGUCUAGAACACGGUGUUCCUUUCUGACAACUGUGAAGCGCAGGACCGAAUUUCCUGUUCUUUCAAAUGGCUCUGUUUAAUCGCAAAAACAAUUAUGGAGGGUCUGGAGAGGCGCCUCCUAUGAACAAUUAUGGAAGACCGCCUUCUACGGCAAGGAGGCUAGUACGUGAUGGCCAAGAUCAAGGCCAAGGGGCCUGGAACUUGAGAGCUACGAAGAACAAACCCUUGCAAUUUGAAAAUCGGGUCCUUGUCACGUCACUGGACUUUCCUCCAUCGAACCUCGGUAACGAGUUCUACCUGCUUGUCAAAGAUCGCUACGUCUUCACCGCACAAAUUCAGGAAUCAAUCCGCAAUAUACACCCUGAGGAUAAAGUCUCACAGGGGCAAAUCGGCUUCGGCGAGCUGCAGAGGACCUGGGCUGGAAUUGGCUUGACGGAUUCAGUGAAGGUACAGAUUUACAAACCUUUUAACCAAGAGAGGGGGGUAUACCUUGGUGCUAUCAACAUAGAAAUUGGGUUUUAUAAAGGAAGAAGGACGGAAGAUCAAUAUGACCAGGAUGACCUGGCAAACGUCAUCAAACAGGAAUUCCAAAACCAAAUCUUCGCGCCUGGCCAAAAGCUGUUAAUGUCACAUCAAAAGAUUCCUCUUGCCUUGACUAUAAAGACUGUCGAGUUGAUCGAUUUGAUAUCUGAGAAACAGACAGAUGCGGCGGAAGGUGUUGGCGUUACAUCUGACGCUUCGGCACGGGGUAUUCUCACCCCUCAUACCGUGAUAAACUUUUAUUCGGAUGGGAAGGGGAUAAGACUAAAACCUUCAGACAGCAAGCCUCCUGUAAAUGCAAUCAUUCGGCCGGAUUUCCAGUUCGAAACCCUGGGCAUCGGUGGUUUAGAUUCAGAGUUCAGCACCAUUUUCCGUCGAGCUUUUGCAUCGCGAGUAUUUCCCCGUGGUUUGAUUAACAAGCUGGGCAUUCAGCAUGUCAAGGGUAUUCUUUUGUAUGGUCCACCUGGUACUGGUAAAACGUUGAUUGCAAGACAAAUUGGCCAGAUGUUGAAUGCCAGGGAGCCGAAAAUCAUCAACGGCCCUGAAGUUCUUAACAAGUAUGUCGGUCAAUCUGAAGAGAACAUUCGAAAAUUGUUCGCCGAUGCAGAGAAAGAAUAUAAACAGAGAGGUGACGAAAGCGAGCUCCAUAUCAUUAUUUUUGAUGAGCUUGAUGCUGUGUGUAAACAGCGUGGCAGUGGAGCUGGAGGUGGUACCGGUGUUGGUGACAGUGUCGUCAAUCAGUUGCUGUCUAAACUGGACGGUGUGGAUCAGCUCAAUAACAUUCUUCUAAUCGGUAUGACAAACAGGAAGGACAUGAUCGAUGAUGCAUUAUUGCGUCCAGGUCGUCUGGAAGUUCAUAUGGAGAUCUCUUUGCCCGACGAAAAGGGACGAGCUCAAAUUUUGAAGAUCCAUACUCAAAAAAUGACGGAAAACCAUGCGAUAGAACCCGAUGUCGAUCUCCAGGAGCUUGCACAUUUGACGAAGAAUUACUCCGGCGCUGAAAUUUUUGGACUUGUCAAGGCUGCGACAUCUUUUGCCUUUAACAGGCAUGUCGAGCCGGGUACACUUGCUACUGUUAAGAAAGACGUUGUUGAUCUGAAAGUCAGACGCGACGACUUCCUCAAUGCUCUUGAGGAAGUCAAACCAGCAUUUGGUGUUUCUGAGGAAGAACUUGAGAAUUGCGUGCAGCAGGGUAUCAUAGACUAUUCUACGAGGAUCAAAGACAUCCUCGAGGAAGGCCGUCUCUUCGUCAACCAGGUUGGAGCUGCUGAUGCUACUCCCUUAUUUUCUGUCUUGUUCCACGGUCCUUCGGCCAGCGGUAAGACAGCGCUUGCGGCAAGAAUAGCCAUAGAUUCAGGCUUCCCCUUCAUUCGACUCAUUAGCCCUGAAGAUAUGGUCGGUUUUAAUGAGCCGGCAAAAAUCCAGCAUAUCACCAAGGUCUUCACAGAUGCAUACAAGAGUCGUACAAGUAUUGUUGUGGUUGAUAAUAUUGAAAGAAUAAUUGAUUGGGUUCCGAUCGGUUCUCGGUUCAGCAAUUCUGUUCUUCAAACCUUAAUGGUCUUUUUGACAAAGCAUCCCGCAAAUAGAAGGCGGCUGUUGAUCCUUGCUACAACUACGGAACGUUCUCUUUUGCGAGAACUGGACAUGUACAACUCGUUCAACGCCGACAUCAGGGUCCCAACCGUUGACACACGUAAGGAGCUGCAGUAUAUCCUUGAAUAUUCAGAAGCGUUUGAAUCCAAGGAGAUUGAAGAAAUUCUGGAAGGGAUCUAUGGCCUUGACAAAGACAAGAAGAUUGGUGUUGGAAUCAAGAGGAUUCUACUGGGCAUUGAGACAGCCAAACAGGACAAGGAGAAAACAACACGUUUUAUUAAUGUCGUCAACCGCAUAAUGGACCAGGAAAGAAGCGUGAGCUUCAGAGGGUAAACCUGCGACAUUUUUUUUUUUUUUAGGUACAUACCAUAACGACAACCUGAUGAGAUGGUUUGUUUGGGAAGCCUGCGUGACCUUAGGCUUGCAAGAAUUAGGUAAAUAGAGGCUGUAUUAAGCAGCGGAUAUGAAAGACUUCAUAGAUUACUCGAAAUGCAGCUGUUGAGUUUCAC